UGUGAAGUAAGCCAAGGAAGGCCCCGCCCAGUUGCUUCUCGACGUGUCACCCCACUCGUCCCUUCGCCUUGUGCCGGUAUUCGGUUUCUCCGUCAGCCCAUUCCAAUCCGACGAUCCAGUCAAUGUCCCGCUCCUCGAGCUUUCCAGCAAUCAUGUAGGCCUACUUUGCGUAGGAAGAAUUUGCGUGGGGUGUACGAGGACUCUUUGGUUUGCAAGGUGUAGACAGCGGUUUGCGAGCUGCGGGGGGUGCGGCGUACAGGCCGCAAUUCGAGUGUAAGUUGUCUGUGUUGGAGAAUGGAAGCAUGAAUUUUGUGUCAAUGAAUCCUGGCAUCGCGGAAUGCUUUCGAGCAGGAUGCAGUUCGACAAGCAAUUGAUAUUCAUAUAAGAUGCAGGCUGAGGAUUAUGAGCUUGAUGCUCUUUUACUUGCACAGAGUAGUGAUGAAGAAGGGAAUUCAGAUAUAUCCGAGCUUGAACGCAAUAUUCUUGAUCAAAUAAUCGAUUCAACGGAUCUUAAUAAUGAUGUUCCAUUUUCGACAAUCUUAGCGUCUUUUGAGGGCUUAAAUGCCUCAUUGCUUGGGAGUCAAGCUUCUUUUGGACAUGAAAGUGUUACAAAUGGAGGCAUUUCUGGACUGGAUGCAUCGCCGCAUUUGCAUUCCCUUGAGAUGUCUAGUCUUGUAGAGGAUUCGUGCAGUGCUAACUUCGUGGAGACCCGAUCGAAGGAUUACUCAAGUUUGGAGUCUGUCGCUGUUGAAAGAGGACAUGUGCUUUUAGACAGUGACGAAAUGUCUAGGUCACCAAAACUGGUGUUGGAGUCCGAAGGUCAAGUUGCAGGAGUUCGAAUAAUGUCGAGACCAGGAGCAGCCUUAGCAGCUGCGGCUGCAGUUUCGAGACAAAUGGCUAGUUCUCCAUCCACAAUGUUAAGGAGCCGAAGAACGAAGUCUGUAGAUAUUCGUAUGCCAGCUUUAUCGUCAAGAAAGCAGCCAGAUUUGAACUUAGCAUCAGGGGAAAUCAUUAAGUCGAGAGAGCUUUUUCUAAGUGAUAUCCCUGCUAAGCCGUCGGAAUUGCAGGAAGUGCCUUCCUCACUUGGAGGAACUCGAGACAGUUCUCUCACGCAAAGUGUCGAUGGUUGUAUCAACUUGACGAACGAUUAUCCUCUUUCGGAGCCCUCUUUGACAGCAUCUACUACUGUGCAUGGAGUUAUGAUCUGUAGUGAUGCAGAUGAGAAUUUCCAGUCGAAUGUUACAUCAUCAUUAGUUCAUGAAACUGAGAACGAGCUUGUGACUGAAAAUUCUUCUUAUCAAGAACAGGGCCACACUAUUGAUGACAUUGUAUCUCAAUUGCAUGAGGAAAUUAUAGACAACAUCCACUCAAAAGAUGCGGUGCAAAUUGUAAAAAAUCAGGGAGAAUUUCACGAUGUUGGUGGUGGAUCAGAGACAGAGCAUAUGAUGAUAGGACAGAAGUCUGAAUUUAUUCAUGAAAAGUCGAAAGAGCUUUCAGAAAGUCCAUAUGUCAGAGUAGAUCAGGAGGACAAAAAUAAUCAGCAUACUGCAUUAGAUCGGGCUGAAGAAUACGAGAAAAUGGUCACUAAAGCUGGAGCUUGUUUGGAAGAAGAUGCCGCAGCUCAGACAUCUAGUUUGGACUUUAUCAAGCAAGGGCAGUCGAGGACUGGAAUAUUGCACGUGGAUUCUACUGGCUCUCUCUCUCAAGCCCUCGGUUCAACUGCCAUGCGACGUGAUUUUGGCUUCACUCAAGCUCUAGCCGUGCAUGCAAAUUUCAUAGCUGUGGGCAUGUCGAAAGGGGCAGUCCUUGUGACUCCAAGCAAAUAUUCACCUACCCGUGCAAUUGAUGAUGCGGAUGCCAAGGCCGCUCUUCUAGAACCGCCAGAUAAGGCGCAGAUGGCUGUGACCGUCAUGUGCUUCAGCGAUCAUGGUGACCAUCUGCUGGUCGGUUAUGCGGGAGGCACCAUAUCCCUCUGGGAUGUGCCAAGGGUGAAAUUGAACAUGUCCAUAGUAGACCAACAUGCUGGAGCCAUAGUGCAUGCGUUCUUUCUUUUGCAAGCUGACACAGAGAUGCGACAGAUGAGGGCUGUUACUGCUGAUUGUAAAGGACGCGUGUUAUUACACACGUUCACUUUCCGGCCACUUUUACGCCGUUUUUCAGUUCUUUCUCAGAUUGUGGAUAUCGAACAGGAUAUGGGUUCCGUGUUAGCAAUUUCACCUCUAAAUGUGGAAGACCUCACUCACAGUACAGCAAACAUGAAUUCAGCCAAUAAAUCUACGGAUGCUGGUCAUAAGUUCUUGUUCAAUGAAGUUGGUUCAGUGGAACCGACCGAACCAGCUAGAUGCGGAAUAGUUGUCAUUGUUACUCGUUCAGCCAUUUUUGCGGCAUCUUUAAUCCCAACUUAUGCACGUUUUGCCACACUACAUCGGCCUGCUCGGCUUCGAGAAGGAGCGAUCCCUUAUACCUCAUGGCAGCAUUCCAGAAAGACAUAUGCAGAAGUAGGAUAUGAUACAGUAGAUAAUGAUCCUAACUGGCCAGUUCUGGCUGUUGCUUGGGAUAGAAGAGUUAUUAUUGCACAUCUUAACCUCAAAAUCAGUGAACUGAUAGUUGAUGUUGAAUGGGAUAUUGAUAAUGCUGCUGCUGGAAUAGCAUGGCUGGAAGACAAGGUGUUAGUUGUUGCGACUGUAAAAGGGCAGCUUCUAGUGUAUAAAAAGGAUGGCACAGAGAUUGAACGAGCAACCUUGAAGGAUGUUCAAGGAAAUGUGGGGGCACUUAUGUACCAUACUCAUUUCGUAAAUGAAUUUGAGAAUCCAGAGAAAGCAUUUCAUAAUACCAUAGGUGUUCGUGGUGCAGCUCUAUAUUUACUUGGGCCUUCGCAAUUGUGGCGGGCUCGGCUUCUGCCAUGGUUUGACCGCUUGAAGCUUCUGAAAGGUUCCGGUGAUUGGAUGGAAGCCUUUCGCUUUGCUUUGGAACUAUUUGAUGGUAAAGCAGAAAGUGUGACAGGUCUUCCAAGGAGAUUGGAAGCGAUGCGGCAUGCUAUCAGAGACACACUGCUUGGGCUUCUUUUUUCAUAUCUUGACGAAGUAUUUGCUUAUCUAGCACUUGGUUCAUCCUCGGCCGUCUUUGACAGCAACCCGAUUCCUGCUGAGACUGAGAGUGGAGAGGCUGUUGAAAGUCCUACUGGUAUUGAGACUUGGGGAAGAGCCAACUUAGGGCUUAAAAUGAUUGCCGAGCCUCACGAGCAUUACGCUAAAAUAGGACGUAUGUCAAUUGAAUUCUGCGUACACAUCGGAAAGACGGAAGUUAUAUGUGAGGACAUAUACAGCAGAUUUGAAUCCGUUGGCCAAAAGAGCACCUUUUUGGAGUUGCUUGAGCCGUAUAUCCUCAGAGACAUGUUGAGUGGUCUUGCUCCGGAGGUAAUGCAAGCUUUUGUAGACCAUUACAGUCAUUGUGGUUGGUUAGAAAGAGUCGAGGAAUGCGUGCUUCAUAUGACCAUUAGCUCUCUGGAUUUCAAUCAGGUUAUUAAGUUAUGCCGUAAGCAUGGAUUGUACACAGCGCUUAUUUAUCUGUUCAACAGUGGUUUAGACGAUUUUACAUCACCUUUGGAAGAGCUUCUGAUAGCUGCACAAUCUCCCAGUAGUCGUAUUGAGCCCAGGACACUUGGGUACAAGAUGCUCGUAUACCUGAAAGCCUGCUUCAACGGACUUGCAUUUCCUUUGGGACGGGGUACCCUGCCAAUCGAUCGUUUGCCGACAUUGCGGGCAGAGUUGUUACAAUUCUUGCUUGAUGUUCGACCAACCUUGGCAGAAAUUGUAGACUCAAGUUGCAAUGCCAAAGGUUGUGCAUACCCAAGGCUGGGAUAUCUUCUGAAGCUGGAUACUCAAGCGACCCUGGUUGUGUUAAGAUCUGCUUUUCCAGUUCAUGGGGUCUUGUCCAUUGGCAGGCAAGGAUGGGCAUAUGCCGAUGCAGCAGAGGCAUCCAUUAUAGACUACAGAGAAUCCUCAGAUUUACCAAACAAUUUUCAGGUUAUUGAUGAAGGGGUGAGAUAUUUACAAGCUGUUGUUAUUGCAAUGACACAGAACUUAGACCUGAGAGCAUAUGAUUCUUCUAAGAUUUUAGAUUCUGAUUCGCAAAAUUGGCUAUCGGCCGAUGAUCAAGGGGUUAUACUUGAGUUUGUGGCCGAGUAUGUGGCGUCGAGGCACGUUGUUGUUGGUCGUACCACCCUGAAGUGUAUUCUGGAGUACGUGACAUCACCCAUUGCAGAAAAGGUCAUGGGGAAGAGUACUAGACAGAAUCUAUUGAUAAAGUUGUUGAAAAGCGUGCCUGAAUCAGAUUGGGACUUCGAUCAUUCUCUUUUAUGUGCACAACGUGCUGGACUCUGGCAGGCAAGUGCUUGGCUGCACGUCAAAUAUGGUUCAUCCGUAGCAGCUUUGGAUUGUUACCUUCAGGACAAAUAUGUACAUGAGCCUGUGUUCUCUUAUGUGAUGCAAAAACUCGACGCAACGACCGGCUUGAAAGGUGGUGUCCUUGCAGAAUUUCGGAAAGCUGUUUUGGAUCGAAUCUGCAAACUCAUGCUGCAUAGUAGCAAAGGUACUCUUUGGAUUGUGUUAACUCACUUCAGCACUUCAAAUGAGCAAGUGAUGGAGGCAUUGGAAUCUGAUGAGACCCUGUUGUUUGCAUUCCUCAAAGACCUUAUGAAUGCAAUUUGGGGUGUCCCAACUUCUUUUGUAGUAUCAGGAGGUGUCCGAUCCAGUUCAUGUUUGCAAGAUGUCAAGUCAAAGGUUCACAACGAAGGAAACAGAGACAAAUUUAGUUCUCGUUGGGAAUUCUUGAUCAAGUUGGACAAGCUAGUUCGACGUUCAGGCUUUCAGUGUACUGAUAAGAUGGUCGAGCAAUAUCUUCAGCUUCUGUGUAGAUUGGAACCUGAGUCAGUCGUGGAAUUUCUCGCAAGAUGUGAACAAUAUAAUGUAGAUAAUUGCCUCAGAAUGGUUCAAAAGUACGGCAUCGCCGACGCAGCCAUACUAUUGCUGGAACGUGCAGGGGACAUAUCAGGUGCUCUUGCACUUUUGAUCAAAGAUCUAGAUUCUAGUUUGCAGAUCAUGCUGCAAAGUCUCAUUUCUGAGAAGUCGGAUCGUUUUAAUAUGGAAAUGCACUCAUUUUACUCUAUGUCCGAGACGUCUGCUGUCGAGUCAGCACUUCAUGCUGGAGUAGCUUUGUGUCUGCGGAAUACGCAGCGACUGAGUUCUGAGGAAGCAUGUUCUCUUUGGUUUCGGUUACUUGAUAGUGUGGUGGAGGCACUACGUAAUCUUACACCAGCUUUUCUUGAGGGCACGACAGUAGGGUUAUCUACUGCCUCCAGUGAUGUGAUUGGAGAGCGAGUGCAUUCUGUACAAUAUAAAAUGAUGGACGACAAUAAAUACAAGCUUGUGAGGAUGUGGUUGGUGCAUCUGGUUGGUAGCACUGUAACAGCAAUGCAGGAUCAUGUUUCGCCGCAAAUCCUCUUGCAGCAGAUUAUAUCCAACUACGGUAGUCAUCCUUUGGGGGACUUUCGAGCAGCCAUUUGCAACUUGCUGAGUGCUUACACCUAUGAGUUCACAAUUUUGGGUAAAGCCAAGCAACUGGUCGAGGAAUCUCUACACCAUAGUUUGUAUAUGUUGCUAAGAGGCUCCACUCACGCAUAUGCUCUCAGUAAUUCAAAGUGUUGUAUUUGCAAGCUUGAGUUGGUGGGUGUACACUCUAGCAAUAUGAACGAGCUUAUUGGAGUUUCUUCCAGUUCGCAGUCAACCUCAACUAGUGAAGUGUGUUCCGACGGUCUACAGGUCCUUACUUGUGGACAUGCUGCUCACGCGUUUUGCAUAAGUGGCCAGUUGGGAGGGGGAGGGAAGAGGAGCUUAUUGUGUCCUUUGUGUUGUCGCAACUUAAAAUUUCUUGCUUCAGAGGAAAAGAUAUCAAGUAUUCAAGAUACACAAUCACAAUCAUCGACGGAUAUCAGGCCUCGAAUGCAACUUUUAUGGAAAAAUAAGGAUCAAGAAAUUUCAUCAAUUGCCAGUACAAAUAAGUCUCGGCUACAAAUACUAAACGAGUUAAGGGACGGAAAAGGUGUUCAAAUGUUUGGGCCUCGUUUGCAUCUUUCUGUAGCUCCACCGAAGAAACCCAAGGGUUCUCAUUCCCAGUUUGAUAAAAAUGGGUUUGGGCAAAAGACAUACAUGCAUAGGGUUUCAGUGGGAUUAUAGGUUUGUCCUGCUGGGCGAUCUCUGUCAGUUAUCAAGUAUUACAGACUCUGCGUUACCGCAUGGAUGCCCAAGAAAUUCCACCAACUGAUCAAUGAGCCAACAUAACAAUGCAAUCGGUCUUGGUGAACGAGGAUGCGAGCAGUGAAAGAUUCAGGAUUGGGCCAUCUGAACUCAGUCGUGAGCAUCAGUUUUUUUAGGGUCUUAGCAGAGACCAUGCCGUGGCGAAGCGACUCAACUCUUGCAACUGAAACCAACAGCUGCCCCGAAUAUGUUUAGAAAACGUAGCGUGAGGGCGAUUUUCCAUCUCCAGUAGGUCUGUACCAGGUGAUGCAAGCUGGGAAUGAUCUGCACCUGGCGUUGAGCACUAUAUCGACUGGAGGUCUCAUACAACACAGCAUCUGUAUUCGGUGUUUUGCUCUGUACACACAGAUUGCUUAUUUUAGUGCGACGGUUAUCUAGUUUCUAAGGUAGACUUAGACAGGUAACGUGAUGUACGGAGUAUGGGAGGGUUAAUAUGAUCAAUGUUGGGUUCUUGAUGCAAGCCUCAUAAAUUUCGGCAAAUGCCGAAAUUACCAAAAUUAGCUUAAUUUCUUUCUGCGCCGAUCUCUAAUGAAAUAUGGCAUUUCUAAUAAAAGCCAGAAAACUGUGGUUUAUAAGAAAAUUCAGCGUC
This is a messenger RNA of Physcomitrium patens, 6903 nucleotides long. RefSeq lists its product as uncharacterized. Lineage: Eukaryota; Viridiplantae; Streptophyta; Bryopsida; Funariales; Funariaceae. Gene Ontology annotation, molecular function: protein binding. Gene Ontology annotation, cellular component: late endosome; HOPS complex. The record is from RefSeq and is a predicted model, not a curated record. Gene Ontology annotation, biological process: endosomal vesicle fusion; protein targeting to vacuole.